Messenger RNA from Manduca sexta (tobacco hornworm), 3700 nucleotides. It is a transcript of the gene Erk7, whose product is annotated as extracellular signal-regulated kinase 2. Gene Ontology annotation, biological process: protein phosphorylation; intracellular signal transduction. Gene Ontology annotation, molecular function: ATP binding; MAP kinase activity. The record is from RefSeq and is a predicted model, not a curated record. The transcript is spliced from 8 exons. NCBI's taxonomy places the organism in Eukaryota, Metazoa, Arthropoda, Insecta, Lepidoptera, Sphingidae. The coding region runs from base 140 to 1753 and encodes 537 amino acids. Gene Ontology annotation, cellular component: cytoplasm; nucleus.
GCAAUUGUUUAGCCCCAGUAAACAAAUGAACACGCGUGACAAACCAAACGUCGAGCUGAAAUAUAAAAAUAAAUAAUUACAACAAAUGCAAGAUGAAAAUCGGUACGUAGAUAAAUAACAUUCGGUGCCCGGCGUAAUUAUGAGUCAAAACCAAGUGAGAGAGAAAAAGAAAGAUGCACCAAAACCGCAGAAGAAGAGCCCGGAGAAGAACAUGUCUGAAAUAGACGAACACAUUCUAAAAAGGUUUGAUAUCAGAAAGAGACUUGGGAAGGGUGCUUACGGAAUAGUCUGGAAGGCGACUGACAAGAAAACUAAAGAGGUGGUGGCCAUAAAGAAGAUAUUCGAUGCAUUUCGCAAUCAGACAGACGCUCAGAGGACUUUUAGAGAGAUCAUAUUUUUGCAGUCGUUUCGAAAUCAUCCAAAUAUUGUUAAAUUACAUAGCAUACAUAGGGCUCUGAACAACCGCGACAUCUACCUCGGCUUCGAGUACAUGGAGACUGACCUGCACAACGUGAUCAAGCGCGGAAACAUCCUGAAGGACAUACACAAGAGAUACAUCAUGUACCAGAUGCUGAAGGCGACGAAGUACAUUCAUUCAGGGAAUGUGAUACACAGGGAUCAGAAGCCUAGUAAUGUGCUCAUUGAUAGCGCUUGCAGAGUUAAGCUGGCAGACUUCGGCCUUGCCCGUUCAGUGUCAAGCAUGUACUCCGGUGGGGAAGAAGGGGCGGAUCCUUGCCUCACGGACUACGUCGCCACGCGCUGGUACAGGGCGCCGGAGAUACUCAUCGCUAGUAAGAACUAUACCAAAGGCAUCGACAUGUGGUCACUGGGCUGCAUUCUUGGCGAGAUGUUGGUAGGCCAGCCGCUGUUCCCUGGCACUUCUACUGUCAACCAGAUAGAGAGGAUCAUGGCGGCGUUGCCUCGACCUUCGGCUGAUGAUAUAGCAGCGGUGUGUAGCGGGUACGGGUCGUCUCUGAUCCGCGAGCAGGCCGCAAGCAACAGCUCGGGAGCGUCGCUCGCGAGCCUGUUGUCAUGCGCGCCGCGUGACGCCGCGGACCUCGUGCACAAGCUGCUGUUCUUCAACCCCGCUAAACGGCUCAGCGCUGAACGAGCUCUCGACCAUGAAUAUGUUGGCAAAUUCCACCGCGAGCGAGACGAGCCAACCUUACCCUCGGACGUGCUGUUGCCCCUGCGUGACGAUAAGCAGAUGUCGGUGGACGACUACAGGAACAAACUGUACAGCAUCAUGGCUAAAGGAUCGCAUGCGUGCAACGGACAACAGACGAGGAAGAGUCACACUAGCAACAAGACACACCCUCUACCAUCAACGACAAGCAAAAGCAGCAAAAGCUUCCAAGAAUCUGAACUCGCCAAAUAUAAUAAGAGCAAACAUCUGAGCAUCUCGGCCGACCAAAAAGUCCGCUCGAAGUCGACCAAGCAACCAGAACGGCCGAUAAAAGAGUAUCGCUCCGACCAGAGUGUGGGGAAACCUCUACGCGCGACCAAAGUGUUUGAGCAUAGACACGAUUGGAUGGAGACGAACUGUCAUGGCGAUUAUUUUCAGCCAGUGACGCGUCAGAGUCCGUCAGAGACUGGCAUUGUCAGUGGCGGGAAAAAGAACGUGCAACAGAGAAGGAAUUCGACCUCCUUCUCGACCAUAACUAUAGGCGAUUCCGAUUAUGGCUGCGUGAGGCAACGACACGGAGUUAUAACAGCCAGUGCGCUUAUGGAUCUCAGGACAAGCAUACGAUGAUUGUGUUACGAAUCUCAUUUACAUAGUCAUUUCUUGGUAACACGAUUUAGGGAUUUUAGGCUAUUUUCAAAUGGAAUGAAAGUUGGUUAGAGGGUGGUAUUUGACAUUGAAAAUUACAUCAAAUCUCUGUUUGUUUUUGGAUGUCUCAUUUCGUGAAAUUAGGUAUGGAUUUUUUUACAUUCGUUUUAUUUUAGGCUGGCAAAUAGUUUUGAUACAACUCGUUCUUGGAUAUUUAAAACCGUUUUCUGUAUUGCAAUUUGCAUGAAAUAAUAAAAAACAUAGUGUUAAAUACAGGGCUGUACUUGGAUACUGCAAAUGGAGGCGAUUUACUCAUCAAGAAUUCUUCUAAUCCUUGUAGAUAUUAUUUGGUAAUGUCACGUUUUAAUUAACUAUUGGUUUUGCUAUAGUUUUUCGAUGUCUCGUGUGGUUUUAGUAUAUAUUUGAUCCUUUAAAUGAUAAAAUUGUGUUCUCAUUGCGGUUUAGUUUGGAGAUAUAUGAAUUUUAUAUUAAAUACAAGCACAAAAAAAUAUUUGUGUACCUAUUUAUAGACGAUAAUAUAGAAGGGCACAAAAAAAAAUUCGGUUUACAAUUUCAAAAAUAAUCAUGAAUUUUCUUAUUGCUGUAUACAAAAUGUUUUACAAGCAUUUGGCCAUCAGUUUUUGGGGGUCGUAUAUCCCUAGUAAUAUUACUUAAUACGGUCCCUAAUUCCUACAUCAAAAUCACUUUAUACCCUUCCUGCACGAUUAACGUCGCGAGUUACUCUCGAAAGUAAUUUGUAUUUUUAAAUACAGUUGACAUUCUAAUUUGUUAAUUUCUGGUUAGAAAGAAACUGUACCGCAAAGUGAUCUCACAGCACCUGAUAGUAAGUGAAGCGGAGUUCAAACGAGAUAUGAUUACCUCUCGCCAGUUGAUACAAUUAUGCCGGCCUGUUUGAAUAUACAUGGGUUGAUCCCGCAAAGCGACUCACGUGGAUCAUUAUGGUGGGUUUAACACUUUUGUACGGUGGUCGCUAUCCGGACGGAUACAAAUAACUUAAAGCAAAAAUCGUGAACGAAGGGCAUAACAGAUGAUUUAACAGAAAAAUGUUCCUAAAACACUGCCUAUGAUCGAUAUAUAUGUACUACGUACAUAGAAUAUACGUCAAUGCUGCCUAUAUAAAUUUAGAAAUAUGAAAAUAGUUAAGGUUUGCUCACAAUAAUCUAGUUUUCUAGUCAGACACUGUGUACAUAGAUGUCUGGAGAAAUGUUCGAACAAAAUAAUAUUUGGUAACUGGAGAAUAAAUAUCGAAAAUAAAAUAAUUUCUAGUCAUAGUCGGAUUGGUUGGUUGUCGUUCGAGGCUUUACCUGACACCCCGAAGGAGCGAAAAAAUAUCUUCCCCGUUUUAACAGUGGGUAAAUUAAAAAAGUCCUUCAAGACACUGCGUGAAGCUCUGGGCCCUUACCGAAUUCGUCCCCCUCUGAGGCCGCCCCUGUUGGUACGAUUUCAUUCUUAAAUUUUGAGUUUAUAGGUAGUUGUUCAUUAUGGGAAGGGAUUUAUUUAUAGGGGCACGGCAUCUCAUGGUAAAUGGAGUAGGUUAGAUAGUGUCGACAGACGAGAGAUGAUUAUCCUUCGUUAGUCGUCACAAUUAUGCCGGCCUAUUUGACCGCGCACAACGCAGUGAUUCAAAGCCUGCGCAUUUUCACGUCGUAUAGCGUAGGUAGAGGUUAAAAAUAUUUUUCUGAUAUCAAAGCUAAAUAAUGAUAUUGUUAAUUUUUCAUGUCGGUUAUGAGUGUUUAAAAAGUGACCUUAAUGUGUGCACGUACGGUAUGUUUUAUGGUGGGCGAGAGUUUGGUGUGAUCUCGGAAGGGUGUUGUAUGGUUGCCGAUUGUUCCUAAUGUAAUUGGUAGUUUACAUUUUAGUUGACCACUUUUGUAUAUCGUGUUUUACAUGAAUAAAUGCAUCUCGGAA